ACGGCCUGGAAAGUGCCUGGACCUGCGCCGGACGCCGCCGGGGCCCGAGCUUCUGUUUCCCCCAGCUGCAUGGCGGUGGCUACCUGACUGGAAGCCCGAGUGGGAUGCGGCUGACGCGGAAGCGGCUCUGCUCAUUUCUCAUCGCCCUGUACUGCUUAUUCUCCCUCUACGCUGCCUACCACGUCUUCUUCGGGCGCCGCCGCCAGGCGCCGGCCGGGUCCCCGCGGGGCCUUAGGAAGGGGGCGGUGGCCCCCGCUCGGGAGAGACGCGGCCGAGAACAGUUCACUUUGGAAAGUGAAGAAUGGAAUCCUUGGGAAGGAGAUGAAAAAAAUGAGCAACAAUACAGAUUUAAAACUAGCCUUCAAGUAUUAAAUAAAUCCACGAAAGGAAAAACAGAUCUCAGUGUACAAAUCUGGGGCAAAGCUGCCAUUGUCCAAGCUGGCAGUGUUUCUGCUCAUAUAACAUUCUGAAGAACCUUGUGGGCCUCCUGUGUAUGUCACAGGAUUCACUCCGUUAGAUGGGAACCUCCUCUGCAGAUCUUUUCUGAGUAAUCCCAUCUCCAUUUCUGGCUUCUGCUGAGAUGGCUGAGGAGACCCGCUUGUAUCUCUGGGAGCAUAUUUUUGAAGGCUUACUUGAUCCCAGCGAUGUGACUGCUCAAUGGAGAGAAGGAAAGUCAAUCGUAGGAAGAACACAAUACAGCUUCAUCACUGGUCCAGCUGUAAUACCAGGGUACUUCUCUGUUGAUGUGAAUAAUGUGGUACUCAUUUUAAAUGGAAGAGAAAAAGCAAAGAUCUUUUAUGCCACCCAGUGGUUACUUUAUGCACAAAAUUUAGUGCAAAUUCAAAAACUCCAGCAUCUUGCUGUUGUUUUGCUUGGAAAUGAACAUUGUAAUAAUGAGUGGAUAAACCCAUUCCUCAAAAGAAAUGGAGGCUUCGUGGAGCUGCUUUUCAUAAUAUAUGACAGCCCCUGGAUUAAUGACGUGGAUGUUUUUCAGUGGCCUUUAGGAGUAGCAACGAUGUUUUUAAUUAAGAGCAAGUUGACUUUAAGAUACAGGAAUUUUCCUGUGGUGGAGGCAAGUUGGUCAAUGCUGCAUGAUGAGAGGCCAUAUUUAUGUAAUUUCUUAGGAACAAUUUAUGAAAAUUCAUCCAGACAGGCACUAAUGAACAUUUUGAAAAAAGAUGGGAACGAUAAGCUUUGUUGGGUUUCAGCAAGAGAACACUGGCAGCCUCAGGAAACAAAUGAAAGUCUUAAGAAUUACCAAGAUGCCUUGCUUCAGAGUGAUCUCACAUUGUGCCCAGUCGGAGUAAACACAGAAUGCUAUCGAAUCUAUGAGGCUUGCUCCUAUGGCUCCAUUCCUGUGGUGGAAGACGUGAUGACAGCUGGCAGCUGUGGGAAUACAUCUGUGCACCACAGUGCUCCUCUGCAGUUACUCAAGUCCAUGGGCGCUCCCUUUAUCUUUAUCAAGAACUGGAAGGAACUCCCUGCUGUUUUAGAAAAAGAGAAAACUAUAAUUUUACAAGAAAAAAUUGAAAGAAGAAAAAUGUUACUUCAGUGGUAUCAGCACUUCAAGGCAGAGCUUAAAAUGAAAUUUAGUAAUAUUUUAGAAAGUUCAUUUUUAAUGAAAAAUAAAAGUUAACUUAAUUAUCUGUUUGAGCUAAGAU
Messenger RNA from Piliocolobus tephrosceles (Ugandan red Colobus), 1661 nucleotides. RefSeq names its product ribitol xylosyltransferase 1 (gene RXYLT1). Gene Ontology annotation, cellular component: Golgi apparatus. Lineage: Eukaryota; Metazoa; Chordata; Mammalia; Primates; Cercopithecidae. Gene Ontology annotation, biological process: protein O-linked glycosylation via mannose. The transcript has 8 exons. The record is from RefSeq and is a predicted model, not a curated record. Gene Ontology annotation, molecular function: ribitol beta-1,4-xylosyltransferase activity. The coding region runs from base 581 to 1636 and encodes 351 amino acids.